Empidonax traillii (willow flycatcher) is the source of this 4395-nucleotide messenger RNA. It is a transcript of the gene MELK, whose product is annotated as maternal embryonic leucine zipper kinase. The transcript has 18 exons. The coding region runs from base 320 to 2281 and encodes 653 amino acids. The record is from RefSeq and is a predicted model, not a curated record. Gene Ontology annotation, cellular component: cytoplasm. Gene Ontology annotation, molecular function: ATP binding; protein serine/threonine kinase activity; tau-protein kinase activity. NCBI's taxonomy places the organism in Eukaryota, Metazoa, Chordata, Aves, Passeriformes, Tyrannidae. Gene Ontology annotation, biological process: protein phosphorylation; intracellular signal transduction; microtubule cytoskeleton organization.
GAUUGGCCCGUCGGGCCCGGCAGCCGGAAGCGGGAGAUUUGAACGGUAACGGGCUCCGCUGGCGGCUGCGCUGCAGGGUCGCUGCUCCCAGCGGGGUUGGGCUCGGGAGUCUCUUGGUGGCACCGGCCCGGGGACCGGGACUCGCUUGCGCCUGUUACCGGACAGCCCUGGCAGGGUCUGCCCCAAACGUGCCCGUGAGAGCAGCCGCCAUCCCCAGGGCCGUAGCCGAGCCCCUUCCCGUGCCAGAGAACGUAAGCGCGGGCUACGAUCUCUCCUCGCAGGAGCUGAAAAGAGCUGCCUGGGCCCUGCGGGUCACAGAAUGGCUGGAGGUGACUAUGCGGAAGUUCUCAAGUACUAUGAAUUACACGGAACAGUCGGCACAGGUGGGUUUGCAAAGGUAAAACUUGCACGGCAUCGUCUCACUGGUGAAAAAGUUGCAAUAAAAAUCAUGGACAAACUUGCUCUACAGGAUGAUUUGCCUCGUGUUAAAUUAGAAAUUGAUGCCAUGAAGGACUUGAGUCACCAGCACAUUUGCCGGCUGUAUCAUGUGAUUGAGACACCCAAGAAAAUAUUCAUGGUUUUAGAGUACUGUCCUGGAGGAGAACUGUUUGAUUACAUCAUUUCUAAGGACCGCCUUUCUGAGGAGGAAGCUCGUGUAUUUUUUCGGCAGAUUGUUUCAGCAAUUGCUUAUGUGCACAGUCGAGGAUAUGCCCACAGGGAUCUCAAACCAGAAAAUUUGCUGAUUGAUGAGGAACAUAAUCUGAAGCUGAUAGACUUUGGACUUUGUGCAAAGCCAAAGGGUGGCCUUGAUUACCAUCUGAACACAUCCUGUGGAAGCCCAGCUUAUGCAGCACCAGAGCUGAUUCAGGGCAAAGCAUACAUUGGCUCAGAGGCAGAUAUUUGGAGUAUGGGAGUACUGCUGUAUGCUCUGCUGUGUGGUUUUCUCCCCUUUGAUGAUGACAAUGUCAUGGCUGUCUACAGGAAGAUCCUGAGAGGAAAAUACAGUAUUCCAAAGUGGCUCUCUCCUAGUAGUACGCUGCUCCUUGACCAAAUGCUGCAGGUUGACCCAAAGAGGAGGAUUACAGUCAAACACCUGUUAAGUCACCCUUGGCUUAUGCAAGGCUAUUCUGAUGCUGUUCAGUGGCAAAGUAAAUACCCAUUGGGACAUCUUGACGAGGACUGCGUAACAGAGCUUUCUCUGUUUCAUGAGCAGAGCAGGGAGACUAUAAUGGAAUUAAUAACAGAGUGGAAAUAUGACCAGAUGUCAGCAACAUACCUCUUGCUUCAAUCCAAGAAGGCUCGUGGCAAGCGUGUUUGUUUAAGUGUUCCACGUGUAACAGGGCAUGCCAGAACCAUGCCAUUGGCAGGCCUCAAGUCUGAAAACAUUGUGACGUGUGAAGACUGCAAUGAAAUGCCAUCUGUGUUUGGAUCCAUGGAAUUUUCAAAUACAGCGUCACUGUUUAAAGAAUCUUCUUCAGAAGAAUUUUUUCUAAAUACUCAUGGAACAAAACAGCAUUCAAGGCCUGAUGCUCAAUUGGAUGAUACGGAAUUCAUACUGUCAACUCCAGUGACAAGAAAAGUGGCAUCUAAGAAGCAUAAAAACAAAGAGAAUGUAGAGACAGAGUCAGCUUUAAGAAAUGAAAUGCCCUUUGCACUUCCUGCUCCAAGGACUCCUUUUGUGAAGAGUCAGAUUGAGACACAGGAACAAGCCAUACCCUCUCAGGCACCUGCCUUUAAAGAGAGCCAGUUCACUGCAGUCACCCCAAUUAAACCCACAAACCUGACAAACACAGAUGAAUUCACAGCAGCUGAGGUUCUUCCCGAAACAAGGUGUCACUCAGUGGAAUUAGAUCGCAACCUAGGUCACAUGGAUAGCAGCCAAAAGAAGCGAAAAGCCAAAAUAUUUGGAAAUCUUGAAAAAGGCCUAGAUAAAGUGAUCACAAUGCUUACGCCAAGCAAGAAGAAACGAUGCACUAGAAGUUGUCCAAGGAAGCUAAAGGCACACUGCAAUGUUACCAUCACUCAGCUACAUAAUCCAGACCAACUGUUGAAUGAAAUAAUCACUGUUCUUUCAAAGAAGCAUGUGGAAUAUGUUCAGAAGGGUUACACCCUGAAAUGUCAAACACGGUCAGAUUUUGGUAAAGUAACUAUGGAGUUUGAGUUAGAAGUGUGUCAACUCGAUAAACCUGAAGCAGUGGGUAUUUGGCGACAGCGGCUUAAAGGUGAUGCCUGGGUCUACAAGAGGCUGAUGGAAGACAUCUUAUCUAGCUGCCAAGUGUGAGUGGCAGAGGCUUUUAUCAUGAUGUUUUGGAAAGGUCUGUUCAGAAAAGUAAUUCUUUGUCACAUACACAGCUAUACUUCAAAAAUCUGUCAUAUUUCUUGGGUUUUAACCAUCCCUUUUUUGUACAUAUGCGUUCUGUAUGUUUCCUUGAUUAGGUUCAUAAUAAAUGUUCUGCAAUUGCAACUUUUCUGAAGCAAAAUUUUGUAAGCUGUUCCCUUUCUCAUAUAUUUUUCCCAUAUCUGGGUUAAAAAAGUAGUGGUGUUUACAUGCUGAAGCUUUUUGUGCUAUGUCUUCAGUUAUCAAGUGCAUGUGGCACAGAAAUAGUAAUUUGCAUAAUUCUCUUGUCUCUGCUUAAGUAGGAUUUAUUGAGAUCAUUAACUAAGUCACAGCUGUGGUUCCCGGAGUUACCCUAUAUAUGCUCAGUGUUGUACAAAAUAGGACUGGCUUCAAUAAAUGUGAAGUCAAGAGUGCUUGGAUUUAAACUGUGAUCUCACGUAAAGUGUUGCUGUAUCUCAUUACAAAGCCUCAAUGACGCUUAAUAAGCCUGUGCACUUUCUGAUGCUCUCAUGUUAACAUGAUGAUAUUAGGAUCGCUGAAGAACAGCAGCACCUUUGAACUGUUGGGAAUGAAGAAGUCAUUUGUCACCCUGACUGUCUACAAGGAAUCCAGUGACACCUUUAACAGAAUUUAAGCGCCAGAAAUAAAACUCGAAAUAUCCAGAACAAGGACACCUAAGAGGUGGCUGGGGAGUUAGGGUAAUACCUUUAGAAAAUGGCGCAUGUGCUUGUGCUGUCUGUUGUGUGGAGUGUUUAUUUUUGCCUUUAUCUGUGCUUUACAAGCACAGAUUUUUUUUAUCUGGCUAAACCCAAGCAACAGCAGUGGGAAGACACGUGUUGAAGCCUUUCUGUAUGCAAAGACACCCAGUAAUACCUAGACAAGUUGACAGUGUGCUGCAGCUUUUUCUUAAACUACCUGGAGGCAACCGGCACUUGCUGCAUGUAAAGCCACGUUAUUGCCCCUUAACUAGAGCCUGAGGCACAUCCACCCAAGGGUUAGGUGGGUGGAGAGCUGACCAUUGCUGAAAACUUGAAGUGACAAACGAGAUACGGCUGGUAAUGAAAGCUGUUUUGCUUGUUUUCUGUGACCAUUACCGCACAACUGGAGGGGGUGUUUUGUCUCCACCAACGUAGAAGUGUCCCUCAAUGUUUUUUCCAAUGCCAAGUUGUCACUUUACUGCUUUUUAGACAGGUAAAGGAACAGGGACAAUUGUAGCGGUUUUCAAGAAAAAGUAGGAAUACUUGCAAGCAGGAAGAGCAAACUGUUGCUCUUCAAAACAUUUCUGGUCAAGGACCUUUUAGAUGCAGAAGGCACUAGGAGGAAAAGAGGGACAACAUGAACAAUGAUGCAGAUCCUCCUGACAGAGGGUAAGAGAGGUUGUAAUGAGAGCCAGGGUUGGCCGGUCAUGUUAAUUGAUAAGGGGUGUGGAACAUAGUCGUGUUCACUUUUGAAAGGUUAUCUUGUCAAAUGGCAAAGUAAGGAAAAGGGGGAAAGUCAGAAAUAAAAAAUAUAGGGACACAAACCUGACAUGCAGUCCUGCGAGGAGAAUGGAGUCAGACUUGAUGAUCCUUGCGAGUCCCUUCAAUGUGGCAUAUUCUAUGAUUCUGUUCAGUGACAGAAAGACAACAAAUGCUGUCAGUCACAGCAAGUGGAGGGGCUUUGGGAAAACUGCAGCAAACUGGGAUUUUGCAGCUAGUGAGACAAAUCCCAAGGGUGUGAGAUGCUGGGGGGAGUCAAUGGGGAGGUGCCAGCCGAUGGGGUGAUGCUCAGGGAUCUCAGCCCAGUGCUGGCUGUGGGGCAGAGUGUCUGCAUCCUCCCCUCCCAGUUGACUGUGGGUAUUCCCCAACAAAUGUGAAGCUGGGCUAGCAGAUAAGCAGGAGGCCUUAGGUCUGGGCAGGGGUGUCAGGUGGGUAAAAAGUGUGUGCUGGUUUUGGGGGGGACACACAAGCCUGGGGUGUGCCCAUGGGCCCCAUGUGUGAGUGCUGCAUGCUUCCAGUUAACACUGGGCUAGACCAGAUGGCAAGCAGGGGACACACACAGAGGAAAGGGACAGGCAG